CACUUUUUGGCCAUCCUGGACACCUACAUGUCAGCACUUUUCCUGAGUAAGCUGAAAGAAAAACAACCUCCAACAAAAAUCCCAGUGGAAGACUGCCAGGUGUGUAAAGCAGAAGAAGGUGAUGAAGGACCAGGAGCAGCAGAGCUACUGGCAGGAGACAGGUCGAUGGGCAGGCUAUGAGGAGAGCUUCGACCCGCAUGCUGGAGUGUGGGCAUGCUCGCACAUCUCCUACCUCACCUUCAAGAGCCUCAUCCAGUUGCGACGCACCAUGAACAAUGUUGUAACAAUCUUCGAUUGCGAGGAGAAGAAUUUAGCCGCCAUCGCUGAGAAGAUAGUUGGCGAGAUGGUUAGCAAGAAAGAGAUUAGAUCUGGAGACCGGGAAGGUGUGCUGAAAUCUCUGCUGCAGAAUCGCAGUGAAUCAGCUGACCCUGAAAGCCAGAAGCUGACUGAUGGGAUGGACCUGCACAGGUUUUCAGUGAAGGAAAGAAAAGAUGAAUGUGAUCAUGUUGAGGCCUCCAUGGUGCUCGUAGGAGCCUUAGACUUUCUGGAGAAAGCCACAGUUGUUUUUGUGAGGUUAAAGGAAGCAGUGACCCUUGACUCAGCUUUGGAGGUCCCGGAGCCCGUUCGCUUUGUCUUUGUUCUGAUUGGUCCAAGCAAGAUUGACCUGGACUACCAAGAGACUGGUCGUGCUAUGGCAGCUCUGAUGGCUGAUAAAGUUUUUAAUCAGGAAGCCUUUCAAGCAAAGAGCGCCAGGGAUUUAACAGACGCCUUGGUGGAUUUUAUUGAUUGCAGCAUCGUCAUCCCACCUACUGAAAUCAAGGACGAAGCGAUGCUCAGCUCCAUCAUUAGCUUUCAGAAGAAAAUCCUGAAGGACAGACUACAGUCUCAAGACCUCACGCUCCGAAGGGACUCCAAAACUCGCCGAGUUUCUAUAGCUAGUGGGGCUCCUGCUGAAGAUCCCCUUUCACGCACCGGUCGACCUUUCGGUGGGAUGAUUCGAGACAUAAAGAGACGCUACCAAUACUACAAGAGUGACCUCAAAGAUGCCCUGAAUGCCCAGGCACUCGCUGCCAUCAUUUUCAUCUACUUUGCUGCCUUGUCUCCUGCCAUCACUUUUGGAGGCCUGCUAGCUGAUAAGGUGGACAACAUGAUGGGUGUAUCAGAGCUCCUUAUUUCCACCAGCAUCCAAGGCAUUAUCUUCUGCUUAGUAGCUGCUCAGCCCAUCUUGGUUAUUGGUUUUUCCGGCCCUCUUUUGGUAUUUGAAGAGGCCUUUUUUGCAUUCUGUAAGUCUCAGGAUAUUGAGUACAUCGUUGGGAGGGUGUGGGUCGGCGUGUGGCUUGUCUUCCUUGUGGUGAUCAUUGUGGCUUUUGAGGGCAGCUUUCUAGUGCGCUACAUCUCACGCUUCACACAAGAAAUCUUUUCCAUCCUCAUCUCCAUCAUCUUCAUUUAUGAAACCUUUGCCAAGUUGGGAAGGAUCUUCAGGACACAUCCCCUGAUUCUGAAUUAUGAUCAUGUAAAUGCAACAUUGGAAAAUCCCUGGCACCCAAGGGUGGAGGAGACCACCAUCUAUGACAACACUACUGGAAACAUAACAGUGAUUGUGAACACAGUGAAGCCACCUUACCCAAACACAGCCCUUCUCUCUAUGUGCCUCAUGUUUGGCUGCUUCUUUAUUGCCUACUUCCUGCGGCAGUUUAAGAAUGGGACCUUUCUUCCUGGAAAUGUCAGGCGCUUGAUUGGUGAUUUUGGAGUGCCCAUUGCUAUUUUCAUCAUGGUUGUUGUGGACUAUAACAUUGAGGAUACCUACACUCAGAAACUAGUUGUUCCUAAAGGUUUAAUGGUAUCCAAUCCAGACAAAAGAGGCUGGCUUAUCAAUCCCUUUGGAGAGAACAAAUAUUUUCCCGUGUGGCUCAUGUUUGCAUCCUGCAUUCCUGCUCUGCUUGUCUUCAUUCUCAUCUUCCUGGAGUCUCAGAUCACUACUCUGAUCAUCAGUAAACCUGAGCGUAAGAUGGUCAAAGGUUCUGGGUUCCACUUUGACCUGCUGGUUUUAGUCGGCAUGGGAGGACUCAGUGCCAUAUUUGGUGUGCCUUGGCUGAGCGCCGCCACAGUCCGAUCUGUAACCCACGCUAACGCUCUCACAGUCAUGAGCAAAGGAACUAAACCCAAGAUAGAGAAAGUAGUGGAGCAGCGGGUGAGCGGCAUUGUGGUAGCCUUGCUUGUUGGUUUAUCAAUUCUGAUGGAGCCAAUCCUUAAGCUUAUUCCCAUGUCAGCCUUGUUUGGGAUCUUCCUCUACAUGGGAGUGACGUCACUAAAUGGCAUCCAGCUGUGGGAUCGUAUCCUGCUUUUCCUCAUUCCAAAGAAAUACCACCCUAAUGAACCUUAUGCCACUAGAGUGAGCACAGGGCGAAUGCACCUGUUUACAGCCAUCCAGGUAGUUUGCCUUGCCCUCCUGUGGCUUGUGAAGUCCAGCCCGAUAUCGCUUGCUCUUCCCUUUGUUCUAAUCCUCACCAUCCCUCUCCGCAUGCUCAUGACAGGCCAUCUCUUCACCCAACUGGAAAUGAAAUGUCUGGAUGCCGACGACGCCAAGGUGAUGUUUGAGGAGGAGCCAGGGCAGGAUGUGUACUGUGAAACGCAGAUGCCUUUGUAGACAUCUUCAAUAAUAGCUGCUGAUACAUUUUUAUCUUAAAAUAAAAUCAAGUGAAAUUUUUAUUUCCUGAUGAGCAACGAUACUUUUAAUAUUUAUUUACUGUAACAUGUAAAAUGCACAAAUAGAUCAUAUUUAUUGAGUGUUAUUGUGGAUAGUUUUAGCAUUUUGUAGAAAGCCACUUAGAUAGAAUAUUUUUAGAGAACCUUUUUUGUGCUAGUUCGUUUAAGAUUCAUUUGAUAUGCGCUCCAUAAAAUAUAAAAUAAAGUUAGUGAAUCUGUGAUGUGCUGAUAUUUUCUGGUGCAACCCAGACAAGCCCCCAAAAAUGGCUAGGUCACAAUUCAAAACAGAGAAAAGAAAUGUGAGCUUGGUUCAUUUUUAAAAUUGUAUGUGAAAAGAAGGAAUGUAGGAGAAAAGCAUUGAUUCCUGCAGACUUGAUCCGAGGAUAUGCAUCAUUAGACAGCAUUAGACAGUAUAGUCCUUGUUUUCAACCGACAUACAGUACAGACAUCAUGUUCUCUUGUUUCAUGUUUGACACUGUUCUAUAAUUUUAGUUUCUCAUAGAGUGUACCAGAACAUAUUGCACAUUGACAUUUUACAUACACCUAUACUUUAUUUUAUGGAAGGCAUGCCAAUAGAAUGUUAUUUGGUCAAUGGCAAGUAGAGGAGUGAUUUACAUAUAAAACUAAUGCCAACCCUUUAAAAGAAAUUGCAUUCAUAGCCAAACCUGUAUGUUUUGCCAUGCAAUUACACUUAAUGUAAUAAUAGUUUAAAAAAACUGUUUCUAUCUGCGUUUGCUUACUUGAAUAUAAAUUCUGAUUAAAAUGUUUUGAGAGGUAUAAGCUACCUGUGCAGAAAACUGAAUGCAGGCUUCAGAAACAGUGGUCUGUGGCAAUGCAAAGGAUGAAGGUUUUUGUGUUUUUAAAAACUUAUUUUCAUGUUGUUGCUGUCUUCAUGUCAUCUUUAAUGUAAAUAUUAGUAAAGGAAAAUUCAUGAAUCAUG
Messenger RNA from Girardinichthys multiradiatus, 3646 nucleotides. RefSeq names its product solute carrier family 4 member 1b (Diego blood group) (gene slc4a1b). The transcript is spliced from 18 exons. The coding region runs from base 122 to 2647 and encodes 841 amino acids. Gene Ontology annotation, biological process: regulation of intracellular pH; bicarbonate transport; monoatomic anion transport. NCBI's taxonomy places the organism in Eukaryota, Metazoa, Chordata, Actinopteri, Cyprinodontiformes, Goodeidae. The record is from RefSeq and is a predicted model, not a curated record. Gene Ontology annotation, molecular function: bicarbonate transmembrane transporter activity; monoatomic anion transmembrane transporter activity; solute:inorganic anion antiporter activity. Gene Ontology annotation, cellular component: basolateral plasma membrane; plasma membrane.